Molecule: messenger RNA, 756 nt
Organism: Conger conger (European conger)
Lineage: Eukaryota; Metazoa; Chordata; Actinopteri; Anguilliformes; Congridae
Gene: lrrc3
Product: leucine rich repeat containing 3
Exons: 1
Coding region: 1-756 (251 amino acids)
Molecular function (GO): protein binding
Source: RefSeq, a predicted model, not a curated record
AUGGAGGAGGUCUUUCUCCUGCUCAGGGGCUGUGUGGUGCUGGCGGUGCUGCUGUGUCCUGUGUGCACUGCCUGCCCCAAGAGCUGCCGCUGCACGGAGAGGGGCGGCCUGGUGGUACAGUGCGCCUCCCGAAACUUGGAGACCAUCCCGGUGGAUUUACCGCGAGACACGGUGGCCCUGCUGCUGGGCUCCAACCGCAUCACCCACGUCCCCGCCCGGGCCUUCCGGGGCCUUCCGCGACUGCAGGAGCUGGACCUCUCCCACAACGCCAUCGUGGAGCUGGAGCCGGGCGCCUUCCAGGGCCUGUCUGAGGGCCUGCGCUCUCUCGACCUCUCCCACAACCUUCUCCGCAGCCUGCCCAAGCAGGCCUUCUCACAGCUCCAGGCCCGGCUCCGGCUGUCCCACAACCCGUGGCACUGCGAGUGCGGGCUCCAGGAGGCCCUGCGCGAGCUGAGUCUGGACCCCGAGACGGCCGGGGAGCUCCGCUGCCUGUCCGCCACCCAGGAGCAGUAUGCCGGCCAGCCCCUAGUGCAGCUGCUGGACUCGGGGGCCAACUUCUGCUCCUUCCCCCAGCGCACCACCGACCUGCCCAUGCUGCUCACCAUGUUGGGCUGGUUCUCCAUGGUCAUCGCCUACGUGGUCUACUACGUACGGCACAACCAGGAGGAUGCCAGGAGGCACCUGGAGUACCUCAAGAGCCUGCCCAGCACCUCUCAGAUCAGCAAGGACUUUGACACCAUCAGCACCGUACUCUAG